Zonotrichia leucophrys gambelii is the source of this 2368-nucleotide messenger RNA. RefSeq names its product GDP dissociation inhibitor 2 (gene GDI2). Gene Ontology annotation, molecular function: Rab GDP-dissociation inhibitor activity. Bases 133 to 1521 code for a protein of 462 amino acids. Gene Ontology annotation, cellular component: cytoplasm. Gene Ontology annotation, biological process: small GTPase-mediated signal transduction; vesicle-mediated transport; protein transport. The record is from RefSeq and is a predicted model, not a curated record. The transcript is spliced from 11 exons. NCBI's taxonomy places the organism in Eukaryota, Metazoa, Chordata, Aves, Passeriformes, Passerellidae.
GCCCGGCCCCGCCCCUCCCGGCGCGGUCCCCUCACGGCGGCGGCUCCAUUUUCUCGCGCUCCCGCGGCCCCCGCGUAGCGCCCGGUUCGCCUCAGCCCCGGCCGAGAGACCCCCGAGACACCGCGCGCCGCCAUGAAUGAGGAGUACGACGUGAUCGUGCUGGGCACCGGCCUCACGGAAUGCAUCCUCUCCGGGAUUAUGUCAGUGAAUGGAAAGAAAGUCCUUCACAUGGAUCGGAACUCGUACUAUGGAGGGGAAAGUGCUUCCAUUACACCCCUGGAAGAUCUCUACAAAAGGUUUAAUCUCCCGGGAACUCCACCAGAAUCUAUGGGGCGGGGAAGAGACUGGAACGUGGACCUCAUUCCUAAAUUCCUUAUGGCUAAUGGUCAGUUGGUAAAGAUGCUGCUCUACACAGAAGUCACUCGUUACUUGGACUUCAAGGUGAUCGAGGGCAGCUUUGUCUACAAGGGAGGAAAGAUCUACAAAGUUCCUUCCACUGAGGCAGAAGCUUUGGCCUCCAGUUUGAUGGGUCUGUUUGAGAAGCGCCGCUUCAGGAAGUUCCUGGUGUACGUGGCCAACUUUGACGAGAACGACCCGCGGACCUUCGAGGGCGUGGACCCCAAGAAAACCACCAUGAGGGAUGUGUACAAGAAGUUUGACCUGGGCCAGGAUGUCAUUGACUUCACAGGCCAUGCCCUCGCUCUCUACAGGACUGAUGACUAUCUAGAUCAACCCUGCCAAGAAACAAUCAACAGGAUCAAGCUGUACAGCGAGUCCCUGGCUCGGUACGGGAAGAGCCCCUACCUGUACCCCCUGUAUGGCCUUGGAGAGCUGCCCCAGGGAUUUGCAAGGCUCAGUGCAAUCUACGGAGGCACCUACAUGCUCAACAAGCCCAUCGAGGAGAUCGUCAUCGAGAACGGCAAAGUGGUCGGGGUCAAGUCUGAGGGGGAGGUGGCUCGCUGCAAACAGCUCAUCUGCGACCCCAGCUACGUGUCGGACCGCGUGACCAAGGUGGGCCAGGUGAUCCGCGUCAUCUGCAUCCUCAGCCACCCCAUCAAGAACACAAACGAUGCCAACUCGUGCCAGAUCAUCAUUCCACAGAACCAGGUCAACCGGAAAUCAGAUAUCUACGUGUGCAUGAUCUCCUCUGCCCACAACGUGGCGGCGCAGGGCAGUACGAGCCAUCCAGCACCCCUGGGACCGCGUGACCCCGAGAAGCCAACCCAACCAAACCCAACCAAACCAAACCCAACCAAACCCAACCCAACCAAACCAAACCAGACCAACCAAGGCUGUUUUCCCUUGUCCAGGUUUGUGAGCAUCAGUGACCUGUUUGCACCGACCGACCCGGGAACCGAGAGCCAGAUCUUCAUCUCGCGCACCUACGACGCCACCACCCACUUUGAGACGACGUGUGACGACAUCAAAGAUAUUUAUAAGAGGAUGAUGGGAUCAGAGUUCGACUUCGAGGAGAUGAAACGCAAGAAGAACGACAUCUACGGGGAGGAGGAGCAGCAGUAAUGAGAGUCUCUAAUUAGGAGAAGUUUAAAUCGGCUAAUAUGAAUAUAUAAGGAACUUAAUGAACACUGUACGAAAUUCAAUAUUGUAAGGCCUGCUUUUGUAAUCCCAUCUCUGAGAGAUUGAAGAGUACUGCACUGGUAAUGUUCCCUUUUUGGAUAUCAUGUGUUAAUUAUUUCAUUCUAGUAGGGCUGCUGUCCAGAAUCUGGCAAAUUCCUGACUGAUAUUCCUGACUAACCUCGUAAGCAGAAAGGCAGACUGAACUUACUCUUGUUAUUAUUAUUUUUGCAGACGUAGACGUGGGUGCAGAUUUGAAAUAACUCAUUGACAGCUGUGUCUUACCUUGUCUUUUUAAUCAUUUGUAAAACAUCCUUCACAAUCCUGUGCUUCUGGUGAGCUCGUAGAUGUGACGCUGAUGUCACUCAAACCUGAUAUCAAGGAAAAUAGAAACUGAGCACUCCAUUAUUGUGGACAGCAUCCCUAAAAGUCUCUCCCAUCAAUCUUAACUCUGUGGCAAAGUUGUAUCAUGGACAAAGCCCACACCUAUUGUAGCAGCAAAUGUUGGCUUCGUUCUGGGCACAGAACUUAACCUCCACUUAAGCUUCUAAACCCGUUUACAUCGGUUGGGACACAGCUGUGCCUCAGGCUCCUUUGUGUUUUAAUCUUAAUAAAAUUGAGAGAACAAAUUACAGAGCAGGCAAGAUGUGGAAGUAUUUUCUGUCCCCCGGCGGCUUCUCGGAUGGACCAAACGGCGCUGCGGUAUCGGCAUGACAGAGCCUGUGCUUCUCGUGUCUCCUGAAGGCUCCAAAUGAUUUCUGUACUGCGAAGUAAAGCCAAAUUCUGGAAACCA